AUGUCUUCCAUGGCAGACCUCGCCCGGCAGCUCGCCGAAACCAAACUGGAGCUCGCCGACACCAAAUCGGAGCUCGCUGAUGUCAAACUGGAGCGUACUCAUUACAAGAACAAGUCCAAGUCCCGCAAGCUCAUUAUCCGGGACUUGAAGGUCGACGCGGAGGAUGCGAAAGAGUUACGCGGGGUGAUCGACCACGAUGACUCUGAUGCAACACACGUCCCGGACUACAACGACGAUGACACAUACGAUGCUCGUGAAGAAGAAGAACAAGAAGAACAUGAAGACGUCGCCAUGAACAACGAACCCUACGAUGUCACCAAAGACAAGUACUACGAUGUCGACAACGACGAAUAUCACCCUCUAUGGAUCAAGAGCGAAGCUAAGCAUGUGGUCAAGGACGCAGAGCUCUCCAGGGCCAAGCACGAGUUCUUCGAACUUGACAGCAAGUGCUUCGGACUUGAGCGCGCGCUCACCGCAGCAGAACAGACCAUCAAGUCGCGGGAUGAGUCGCUCAAGUCGCGCGAUGAAACUAUCAAGUCGCUGGAAGAUACCGUCAGGUCGCAGGACGAUAGCAUCAAGUCGCUGGGUGAUGCCGUCAAGUCACGCGAUGAGACCAUCAAGGAGCGUGAUGAGACCAUUGCGAAGCUCGCGGCCGACUCCCUUCGCUCCAAGGCCCAGCCGAACGGACACAAGCGCACCCUUGCGGAGUCUAGCAUUGAACCGCGCGAGGUGUUGGAGAAGAAGAAGAAACCCCGCCAUGGAUACCGGCAAACUCUGGAGAUACGUCCCAAGGAGAUCAAGGAGACCAAGGAGACCGAGGGUGGUGUGAGCGAGAAGCGCGGAGAGGAUGAUCAGGCCUGA
Messenger RNA from Alternaria infectoria, 861 nucleotides. RefSeq lists its product as uncharacterized. Lineage: Eukaryota; Fungi; Ascomycota; Dothideomycetes; Pleosporales; Pleosporaceae. The record is from RefSeq and is a predicted model, not a curated record. Bases 1 to 861 code for a protein of 286 amino acids. The transcript has a single exon.